CCAGACCAGCAGCUCCCGCGGGCGUGGCAAGGGUCCUGUGCCAGGCCUGCCCAGAGCUGUGACUUGGUUCUGCAGGGUCUGCAGUCUGCCCAGAACAGCCAGGAGGAUGGCCCGUGCUUAACCCUCUGCAAGCUGCCUGGCUACAGGGCUGGUGGGGCCUGGAGAAGCCGCCUUGAGGUUGCUUGGACUCUGGGAAAGGCCACUGGGAGUAGGCUUGGGCAGGAAGCCGAGCCCCCGGGGAGCUGGGAGCCUCGGUUCCCGAGCCAGUCACGUCCUGAGCUGGAGGGGGCGGGUAGCUUGGGCCGGCGCGUAUUUGGGGGAGCGUCCUGGUUCUAGGCGCUUCCAGUGGCUCCCUUGCACAAGUGAAUCCUGGGCCCAGUUCUGGGGGCAAAGAUGCCUGCCCUCCACAUUGAGGAUCUGUCGGAAAAGGAAAAGCUGAAGUUGGAGGUUGAGCAACUUCGCAAAGAAGUUAAGUUGCAGAGACAACAGGUGUCUAAAUGUUCUGAAGAAAUAAAGAACUACAUCGAAGAACGUUCUGGAGAUGAUCCCCUGGUGAAGGGAAUUCCAGAAGACAAGAAUCCCUUUAAAGAAAAGGGCAGCUGUGUCAUUUCCUAAGAAACUCUGGGGGAAACAAUUCUCAGUUGGAGCAAGUUGUUCUGUCAUUUGUUUUAUUUUCCCCCAAAUAAAACCAAAGUGUGUGCUAAAGAAGGAAAAAACAUGUAGUUGAGAAAAACCUGAUGUAAGCACUCUCCAGGCAGUGUAUGGCAGAUGACCUGGUUUUCAUCUUUCUCUCAUGACACUCCCUUUUUCAGAGGGUGGGACAUCUGACCUGCAGUGGGACAAAGGCAUGACUCUCCCCUUUCAGUGUACCACUUGCUGCCUCAAUAAAGUUUGUCUUGGGAAAAUUA
Messenger RNA from Cricetulus griseus (Chinese hamster), 908 nucleotides. The record is from RefSeq and is a predicted model, not a curated record. NCBI's taxonomy places the organism in Eukaryota, Metazoa, Chordata, Mammalia, Rodentia, Cricetidae.